GUGCGCGAAACAGACAAGGUUAUUAUGCCGAACGGCGCUAGGCUUCCCGUCCUGGACUUUGCAAAUGAACUAAACCAACUCUUCAUCCACUGCCAACCUGUUUUUAUUCUGCGUAAAUCUCAUCAUAUAAGGAGAGGAGCUGGAUUUAUCUGACUGACCCGGUGCCGCUCCGCGCGCAGACAAUAAAGUGGCAGCGAUCUGAUCACAACAAAAGACACAAGAUGACAGAGGGCCGUCAGUGUCAGGUUCACCUCCUCGAUGACAGGAAGCUGGAGCUGCUGGUUCAGCCCAAGCUGUUGUCCCGUGAGCUGUUAGAUUUGGUGGCUUCACAUUUUACCCUGAAGGAGAAGGAAUACUUUGGGUUGAGCUACAUAGAUGACACGGGCCAGAAUAACUGGCUCCAGCUGGAUCGUAAAGUCCUCGAUCAUGACUUCUCCAAGACUUCGGGCCCUUUGGAACUCAAAUUCCUCGUGAGAUUUUACAUUGAGAAGAUCACCUACUUGAAAGACAACGCAACAGUGGAGCUCUUCUUCCUGAACGCUAAAUCUUUAGUGUUUAAUGGGACCAUCGAAGUGGAGAGUGAAAAUGUUUUCAAGUUAGCCGCAUUCGCAUUGCAGGAGGCUAAAGGAGAAUACACAAGUGCUGAGGCUGCCAGAUCUCAGCUGAAGCAGUUCCCAGUUCUGCCCACCAGAGUGUUACAGGAGCACCCAUCCCUCAAUUACUGUGAGGACAAAGUGAUUGAACAUUACAAGAAGCUGAAGGGACUGACCAGAGGACAAGCCAUUGUGCAGUAUCUGGCGCUGGUGGAGUCCCUGCCAACAUACGGAGUCCAUUACUACCAAGUGAAGGACAAGCAAGGAUUACCGUGGUGGCUGGGAGUCGGCUACAAAGGCAUCGGACAGUACGACCUGCAGGAUAAACUCAAGCCAAGAAAGUUGUAUCAGUGGAAGCAGUUAGAGAAUCUGUAUUUCCGCGAGAAGAAAUUUGCUGUGGAAGUGAACGACCCGCACAGAAGGACAGUGACCAAGCGAACGUUCGGACAGACCGGUCUGGUUAUUCACACAUGGUAUGCCAGCCACUCUCUGAUUAAAACCAUCUGGGUGAUGGCCAUCAGUCAGCACCAGUUCUACCUGGACAGAAAGCAAAGCAAAUCACAGAUGACCACAACCCGGAGUUCAGGAGACAUCGCCAUGGACCUCACGGAGAUCUGCGCCCCGCGGAUCAUCAAACUCUCCAGCUUAGAGAACCAGCUCAUUAUGGCCAGCAACGGGAGCCUCAUCUCAGCCGGUUCUGCUGACUCUGAAGUCACAGAUGAACAGAAGAAAGACAAGGUUGUCGAUUUGAAAAAUAAAGCGAAGAACCUCCAAGACACGCUGAAACAGAAACUUGAGGAACUGAAGAAGAUCUGCUUGAGAGAAGCAGAGUUAACAGGCAAGUUGCCCAAAGAGUAUCCCUUGGCAACAGGCGAGAAGGCUCCUCCCGUACGACGCCGCGUCGGGACAGAGUUCAAGCUUGAUGACCUUUUCCCCUACGAUGAGGACCCACAUCUGAGGAAUUUGGAGAGCAGGUUCGCCCUGCAGCAGAAGAUCGUGGAAGCAGCCAUCAAGCUGUCCAACGAGGGCGAGCUCGGGAAGACGGUGAAGAAAAAGAGAAGAAGCAACUGCCUGGACGCCAUGAGGAAGCUGGAGGAGAUCGAGAAGGAGAUCAACGCCUACCGGGUCAGGAAGGGGAGGAAACCCACCCAGAGGGCCUCUCUGAUCAUAGCAGACGACGUGAACCCUUCAGACCUCAGCUCUCUAUCGGACAGCCUCACUCUGGAUGAUGAUGAUGAGCUCAGUUCCCAGAGGCAGCGCUCCAGAUCGGUUCAGUAUUCCCCGAGACCGCACCACGCAGACACGCUGGACAUCCACUACAACAACGACAGAAGGCUCUCUGACCAGCAACCAGACAGCAGAUUAAAUUACGGCCAGGUCCAGGAAUCAGUCCACUACGGUCACCGCGAUGCCUUAUCGAGCCACAGCAGCCUGUUCAAACCGGCUUCCAGACAGCCGCGUGACGCCCGCAGCAUGCCCCCCACCCCCCUCCUCACCCGCAACGCCUACAGCAGCAGCCAGCUCAGAUCGGAGGACGUUCCACAACAUUUCCGCCAGCGCAGUGGCAGCCUGGAGUCCCAGUCUCAGCUGACGGAGGCCGAGCCCCCCGUGCCGACCUUCAGCUUCACCCCCGCCCGACGCAGCAACAGCACCGAGGUCCUCGACGACGGCUCCUCCUACACCAGCCAGUCCAGCGUGGAGUACAGCGUCCCCGGCAACCACACGAACAGGCGCAGAGCUCGCGGCCGCCACAGAAAAGACAUGUACGCCAACACGGGUAGCAUGCCCAACCUGGCUCAGCCCGACAAUCGCCAUGCCAACCAACCGCGAGCCAGACCCACCACCACGGCCUACUAUGUGACGGGUUACCCCAGCUACCCAGAACCAGAGCCUUACGCUAACGGAGUGUACAUGUACGACAACGAGAUGGAGGGACACUACACCGUCAAUCCUUCGUACCACCCAACACAGCCAACUUAUCACAGCCACGAAGUGCACGGUCACUACGGGCACGACGAGAUGGACGGCAUGUCGCAGAACCCGUACGCCACUUUGCGCCCGCCCAGGAAUCGCCAGGUCCCCCGCGGCAACGAGCAGCCCGUCAAGAACUUCCAGAAAGCCAUCGUGGCAGAACAUUUGAGAGGCUGGUACCAACGCAACGCACAACAACAACAACAACAACAACAGCCUGCGUACGGAAACUACGACUACGACAGAGGCUCGCAGCACAGCCUGGGCUAUCAGACCAUGCCUUCAGCCCAGAGCCACAACCACAGGAACAUCGCCUACUCCUCAGUGUCCUCAGCGUCCUUGAGUGGAAACUGGCACGGUCACAUGAGUGUUGGUAGUGCGAUGUCAGAAUACGACAUGCCCGCGCACGCACCGCAGUCCUACUCGUACAGCACAGCGCCCUACAGCCACUCCGCCCACAGCAGAUGUCCCCCAGAGUUUGAGAGGCGGAGCCGUGGUAGGAUGGCGUUCCCUGCACGGCCUUUAGAGUGGCGUGGUGAUGUUUCCUAUGCUACCAAACAAGAGAAAUAAACCCCCCCCUGUCCCCUCCCAUUAUCAGUCCCAGCACAGCAGAAAGGAUCCUACAUAGAUGUCAACCAACACCCGCACGUCAGUGACCAAAUGCACACGAACCCAGAGCCGGACGACAAGAUACAAUGGCACGAAGAUUCAAAACCGGGAACAAUAGUGUAGUCGCCGUCUGUCAUCAUCGCGCUGUUUGAAUUCAUUCACCUUGACAAGCUGUCAUUGUGCCUUAGACUGCACUUACCUGUUUUUCUCUGUACGCGAGGAUCCAAAGAAUGAAGGAACUUAACUUUCGUGAGAGUAAAGGAAUCUGUUGCCAAACUGACCCACAACGCUGUGAUCGUACCGAACAAAAAAAGCCCACGGGAGCGUCUUCGUGUCUGGAUUGGGAGUGCUUGUGGUGAUGAUGAUGCACUGAAACUGUACCAGGACCUGCUGUGGACUGUGUGGUGGAGACGAAGGGAAAGUGGACUUUACAAAGCGAGGAUUACUGAGCCGCUGCGAACAACCCUCCGCCACACACAUGUAUGAACACUGUAACCAUGAAGGAUCGGACAAGGAGCGAUAAGGACAUUAUCCAAAAAAAAUGAAGGAUUGAACUCGUUAUGAAUGAGUCAAAAGGUGAUGGCUACUUCCUGGAACACUCUGCAGAGCCAGUUGUAUUGUAGCUUGUUACUAACACCCACCAUACUCUGUGUUUGUCAUUUACAAAGUAUUCUCACUGUCAGUACUUACAAUACAAAUGAGCCAAAUACUUGUCACCAUUCUGAGUAUUACCCACACUUAAAUAUCACUGCCACAUCUGAUCAGUCACUGCAGAAAGACUUUUUUUAUUUGAACAUGGUUAUUUUCAUCCAUGCUGGAAAUCAUGGACUGGUGCUUCUAAUUUCUCUCAAGAGAAUGAAGCCGUAUGUAAAUGUUGGUUUUGUAAAUACACUGGUUCCGUCUUUUUUUAGAGCAUUUUUAUGUAUUUGAAAAGCAUGUAAUAUAUAGUGAAAACAAUGGUUGUUAAGCUGGUUCUUAGUCAUUUGUACAAUUGCAUUUGUUUGAAUAAAAAAAAUCAGCAUUUA
Messenger RNA from Trematomus bernacchii (emerald rockcod), 4198 nucleotides. Its product is annotated as FERM domain-containing protein 4B-like. The record is from RefSeq and is a predicted model, not a curated record. NCBI's taxonomy places the organism in Eukaryota, Metazoa, Chordata, Actinopteri, Perciformes, Nototheniidae. Bases 222 to 3134 code for a protein of 970 amino acids. Gene Ontology annotation, molecular function: cytoskeletal protein binding. Gene Ontology annotation, biological process: establishment of epithelial cell polarity. Gene Ontology annotation, cellular component: bicellular tight junction; adherens junction; cytoskeleton. The transcript is spliced from 24 exons.